This is a messenger RNA of Drosophila sechellia, 395 nucleotides long. RefSeq names its product MIEF1 upstream open reading frame protein. Lineage: Eukaryota; Metazoa; Arthropoda; Insecta; Diptera; Drosophilidae. The transcript has 2 exons. The record is from RefSeq and is a predicted model, not a curated record. Bases 131 to 343 code for a protein of 70 amino acids.
CAAAUGUUAUUUUUAUAACUUUUGCUUUUGUUUUGAUCGCACAAAGCCACAGCUGAUUGUGUUUUUGCUGAACUGCCAACCUGUUAUAGUUCUGCGUUAACAAACACUGCCACACAUGUGAGAGUAAAAUAUGAAAAUGGUUCAACCUUCGCGGCAGCAAAUCUUGCGUUUAUACAAGCAUUUAAUUCGUUACGGCAAUCACCUAAAGCUGACCGACAAGAACUACUUUCUGGGAAGAGUUCGCCACGAGUUUCGGGACAACCGUUCCCUUACAAAUCCGGUGGAAGUGGAAUUCAGCUUUAAGCGCGGAGAGACCCUGCUGAAGAAGGGACGCAUUCUGUAGGAAUGCUGCGAGUUCUGGUGCGAUUCCUGGCUCUGCCUCCGCCCGCUGUGCG